AAUCAUUACAUUUCUUGAUUCAUCAUACCUUCUACCAGACAAUAUGCUUACAGUAUCUAACCUUGCGGCUUUAGCUGCUCUGCUAAGUCAUAUCAAUGUAGCUAUGGCUCAGGGUCAAGGUUGGAGUCAAUGUAGGUUGAAUUAUCUUAGCAAGAGCAAAUCAUAACUAAUUCUUCCAGGUGGCGGUACUGGUUGGACUGGUGCUACAACUUGUGUAGCAGGAUAUACCUGCACUUAUUCAAAGUGAGUACAUGUUUCACUGCAGAUUCACCGAUGAAGCUAACAUUUUUACAGUUCCUGUAUGUUGAGACUCAGAAAAUAGUCAUAGAACUCGCUCAUUUCAUUAGUCUACUCUCAAUGCCUUCCUGGAACCGCCGGCCCCGCGCCUACUACGACUUUGAUUACCUCGACAAUAUCCGCAACUGCGGGAACAAGCCCAAUCAGCACUGGCAGCAGUGUCAAUGAUAAAUUCGUUGCCCAUGGCAAGAAAUAUUUUGGCGUUGCCACAGAUCAAGGUCGCCUUACAUCUGGCGAUAAUGCGGCUAUCAUCAUGGCCGAUUUUGGACAAGUGACACCAGAAAAUAGCAUGAAGUGGGACACAAUUGAAGGUAUGGCUACAUGAACCAAUUUUAGGAAACGUGUUGCUGACAGUCGAUAGCAUCACAAAACAAUUUCAACUUUGCUGGUGGCGAUUACCUGGUAAAUUGGGCGACAAAUAAUUCAAAGAUCAUUCGUGGUCAUACACUUUGUUUGUCAUCUCAGUUGGUCCGCAAAACUAAGAACUGACAAUGAUAGGUUGGCAUUCUCAACUCCCAAGCUGGGUCAGCUCGAUUACAUCUGCGGCAACCCUCACUACUGUCCUUCAAAAUCAUGUUACACAGGAAGUGACUCGCUGGAAAGGAAAGAUAUACGCAUGGGUAUGUCAUCACAUCUAGUUUUUGCUCGUAAUAUUAAUCUUUGAAGGAUGUCGUCAAUGAGAUCUUCAACGAAGAUGGCUCCAUGAGAACUAGCGUGUUCUACAACGUCCUAGGAGAAAGCUUUGUUUCUAUCGCCUUUAAAGCCGCUCGAGCGGCUGAUCCCAACGCCAAGCUCUACAUCAAUGAUUACAAGUACUUGGCCCUUCCAAUAAAUUCCAGGAAAAGCUAACACAGUUUACAGCUUGGACUCGGCUACCUAUGCUAAACUUACCAACGGCAUGGUUGCACAUGUCAAGACAUGGAUCGCCCAGGGGAUCCCCAUCGAUGGCAUUGGUUCACAAUCUCAUCUUCAAGCAGGCCAGGGAUCCUCUACAUUGGGUGCUUUAACCGCACUUGCAGCCUCUGGUGUUAGUGAAGUUGCGGUUACAGAAUUGGAUAUUGUAGGAGCAGCUGCUACUGAUUAUGUCAAUGUAAGUUAUCUCUUUGAAUCAAAUCUUAAAUCUCCUGAAGGAAAAUGAAGGGCUAUGAUUUUUGAAAUAAAUGCUAACUAUUGAACAGGUCGUCAAUGCUUGCUUGGGUGUGGCUAAAUGUGUCGGUAUCACGGUCUGGGGUGUCCGUGAUCCUGACUCAUGGCGCGCAAGCUCAACUCCAUUGUUGUUUGAUGCGAACUUUGCUCCAAAAGCUGCUUAUAAUGCCAUAUUGGCAGCUUUGUAGGGAAAUUGUUGCUAGCUUGGAUUCAAUGGAGGUUAUCGAUACAAAAAAAUGUAGGAUGGAUGUAUAUAGUUGAGUUUUGGAAUCUGCUGCGUAAGUAUAUUUUUAUGAUGGUUCUUACCAUACCGCU
This is a messenger RNA of Sclerotinia trifoliorum, 1758 nucleotides long. Lineage: Eukaryota; Fungi; Ascomycota; Leotiomycetes; Helotiales; Sclerotiniaceae. The record is from the annotation of a GenBank genome assembly.